This is a messenger RNA of Chelonia mydas (Green sea turtle), 4511 nucleotides long. It is a transcript of the gene DHX58, whose product is annotated as DExH-box helicase 58. Gene Ontology annotation, cellular component: cytoplasm. The record is from RefSeq and is a predicted model, not a curated record. Bases 440 to 2467 code for a protein of 675 amino acids. NCBI's taxonomy places the organism in Eukaryota, Metazoa, Chordata, Testudines, Cheloniidae. The transcript has 13 exons. Gene Ontology annotation, biological process: innate immune response; response to virus; positive regulation of interferon-beta production. Gene Ontology annotation, molecular function: ATP binding; DNA binding; hydrolase activity.
GGGCGGGAGCCGCAGCUGGCAGGAGGUGGGCGGCCAGGCUCGGCGAGGGAGCGGAGCUGCUGUGAGACCCCCCUGGCUGGGGCUCCCGGAAGUGUUUUGCUUUCAGGCUCUGAAGCGAGAGUUUAAAAGCCCAGGGUUUCGGGCAGCUGCUGGUCUGGGGCAGCUGCCAGGCCAGUGGGGAGCAGGCGACUCGCCCGGGUCCGUUUGCCAGCGGGGUGAUUCUGGGCGGAGAGGGGCGCUGCUGGGCGAGAGGUGCCCGUCUGCUCCUGCCGCCCGCCCCUGCCCUCGCCCUCCGGCUGGGGGUGACCCUGGGGCCAGGGGCCGCUGGCUGGCACAGGCAUCCUGCCCAGGCUCACGGACGCUGGGGGGUCAGACGAGCUGCCCUGGUACCUUCUAAGCCCGUGGGUCCACGGUUCUAAGGUGCCCAGCGCCCGCCCACAUGGAGCUGCGUGACUAUCAGUGGGAAGUGAUCCUGCCCGCCUUGGAGGGCGAGAACAUCAUCAUCUGGCUGCCCACGGGUUCAGGGAAGACCCGGGCAGCCGCCUACGUCUGCAAGAGGCACCUGGAGACUCGGGAGCGGGCCAAGGUGGCCGUGCUGGUGAACAGGAUGCACCUGGUGGAGCAGCACUACACGCAGGAAUUCCACGCGCUGCGGGAUCGCUUCCAGGUCACGCCCAUCAGCAGCGACAGCGACCGGAAAUUCUUCUUCUCCCAGGAGGUGAAGCUGAGCGACCUGGUGAUCUGCACGGCCAAGAUCCUGCAGAACGCCCUGACCAGCCAGGACCAGGACAUGCACGUGGAGCUGACAGAUUUCUCCCUGCUGGUGAUUGACGAAUGCCACCACACCCACAAGGACGGCGUCUACAACCAGAUCAUGGAGGAUUACCUGGAGCGCAAGAUGAGAGGCGAGCGGAAGCUGCCGCAGAUCCUGGGCCUCACCGCCUCUCCCGGCACCGGGGGGGCCACCAACUUCCAGGGGGCCAGGCAGCACAUCCUGCAGAUCUGCGCCAACCUGGACACCGCCAAAAUCAUGUCGUCCCAGAAGCACCGUGUCCACCUGGAGGCUCAGGUCCCGCAGCCCAGGAAGCAGUACGAUGUGUCCCACGAGAGGCCGCAGGAUCCCUUGGGCAGGAAGCUGAAGGAGACCAUGGCCCACAUCCACCAGUACCUGGACGUUCGCGGCGUGCCGCAGGACUUCGGCACACAGAUCUACGAGCAGCGCAUUGUCGAGCUGGGGACGGAAGGCGCCGAGUCUUUCUGCCGGAAGAAGCGUACGUGCGCCAUCCACCUGCGGAAGUACAACGACGCGCUGCUGAUCAAUGACACGGUGCGCGCGAUCGACGCCUUCAGCGCCCUGGACGACUUCUACCAGCUGGAAAAGGCCACCAAGCUUCUGCGGGACCCCACGGAGCGCUUCCUCGUCAGCACCUUUGAGGAGAACAAGACAGCCCUGCUGGCUCUGGCCAGCGACCCGCGCUCCGAGAACCCCAAGCUGAGCAAGCUGGAGGAGAUCCUCCAGGAGCAAUUCAAGACCCCGGACAGCUCCCGCGGCAUCAUCUUCACCAAGACGCGCCAGAGCGCCCACGCCCUGCACAAGUGGAUCCAGGAGAACGCGAAGCUGGCAAGGCUGGGCAUUAAGGCAGCUGUCCUAACUGGAGCCGGCUAUAGCAACCAGACCAAGCACAUGACCCAGAACGAGCAGCAAGACGUGAUCAAAUUGUUCCGCAAGGGAAACUUCAACCUGCUCUUCUCCACCAGCGUGGCCGAGGAGGGCCUGGACAUCCCAGAAUGCAACAUUGUGGUUCGCUACGGGCUGAUGACCAACGAGAUUGCCAUGGUGCAGGCCAGGGGCCGCGCCCGCGCCAAGAACAGUCUGUACUCCGUCCUCGCCAAGGCCAACAGCAAGGAGGUGUCGCGGGAGCGGCUGAACGAGACCCUGGAGGAGCUCACGCAAAGAGUCAUCGAAGAGGUGCAGGCCAUGCCGGAGAAGGAGUACCUGGACACGAUCACAGCCCUGCAGCGAAGCGCCAUCGUUCGCCGGAAGGUGAAGCGGGCUGAAGGCAACCAGAAGCGGCAGCUGCACGAGCCGGACGCCGUCCGCCUCCACUGUAUAAACUGCAACGUGGCCGUGUGCCACGGCAGCGACCUGCGCACCGUGGAGAAGAUGCACCACGUCAACGUCAACCCGGACUUCAAGAUUUACUACAACGCCACGUCCGCCAAAGUGGAGAUUCCCCGAAACUUCAAGGACUGGAAGCCGGGGGGCAGCAUCAGCUGUGCCAACUGCGGCCAGGCCUGGGGCAUGGAGAUGAUCUACCGCAGCGUGACGCUGCCCAUCCUCUCCAUCAAAAACUUCGUGGUGGCGACGCCGGACGGGAACAAACAGACCAAGCAGUGGAGCCGGGUGACUUUUGCCAUCGAGGAGUUUGACUACGUGGAGUACUGCAGCAGCAACCUGGGCAUGUAGCACCUGGCGCGCUCAGGAGACUGUCCGAGCCCCAAGCACCCUCUCACGGCAAUAGGGAGCCUUAGCCCAGCCCUUGGCAUGGUAGGCGGGAGCGCCCCUCCCGGAGAUCAGCACUGGGCACAGUGGAAGCAUUUUAACCCUGCUUUGUCCGGGUGUGGCUCUGUCUUUCCUCCAUAAGCUCUGCAGCACCCGGGCACUAGGCAGAAGCAGACCAAUGAAGGAGUAAGAACCCCCUGGAGAUGGGGGCCCCCCUGCGCUCCUGCCCCUCUCCGCUCUGCUGGGCCCCUCUGGGCCCGCACAGAAUCAGGUGCAGGAUUGGGACCUAGGGGGGCUGCCUCCCCCAGAGACCGGACUCUGGGCUGAGAGGUGGUCUAGGGAUGGGACUGAAGUGUCCUGGCCAAACAAGGCAAGGGACCAUAGAACCGUAGGGUUAGAAGGGACCGUAGGGGUCAUGCAGUCUGACCCCCUGCCAAGAUCUGUACUGUUCAGCCCAGGAUUGGCCAAAAAACCCCUCCUGCCCUCCCCAGGCGUGUAACGCACUCCCCCAUCCACCCUCCUCUCCACCCUGCCCUGCCCUCCCCCUCAACACUCACUGCUAAGGGGCAGAGCGUUGUGACCAAAGCACAGCCCUGGGAUGCAAGACUCCUGGGUCCUGUUCCCUGCUCUGCUGCUGACUCACUGGCUGAUCUCACACGUCUCGUCCCUCCUCUGUGCCUCAGUUUCCCUACCUGGCAGACAAUGGAUAAUGCCGCACCCCUUCUAAGGGGAAUCUGAGGGUAAAUGUCUUUGUGGUUCUGUGAAGGAUGGUACACAUCUCUCCCCCAGCCCCUGUCCGGGAGCCCUCCCCGCAUCUCGGUCACAGUUUGCAGUGAUUCUGCGCAAUGCACACAAGCCAUGUUUUUUCCUGCUCGGCUGCCCGAACCCGAGUGCCUGUCAAUUGCAGCAGCGAGUGAUCAGUUUGCAGAACUGCCCCCAGCCCCUCUGCUGUCCGAACCACUCGCCCUUGCAGCCGCUCGUGCUUAGCCAGAGGGGAGAAGCCAGUACGAAAACAGGGAAGUUCUUAUGAAAAUUAUAAGAAUAAAGCCAAUGGGAGGCCUCCUUGAGCCUCUCGGGGCCGCACACAAUUGCUUAGCCUGCAUAUGCCUAGUGCCAGCUCUGGGUGGGUAGGAAGGACAAGCCCCACGGAGUCACUAGACACCACUCAAUGCGGUCGGGAGUGGCCGGUGAGUUGCUUUGCGCGCUGAUCUCCAAGCAGCCUGCUGCCACUUCGGGGGUUUGAGGCUGUGACGCUGGCAGGCCAGGUGCCAGCUCAUGCCGCAGUCCCCAGGCCUCAACUGACCGCUGACAAAUACACAGCGGGCACCAGUCUGGCUCCCCGGGGGUUAGUAGUGAUAAACCAGGCAGUAGAAUUAUCAGCAUGCGCUUAGUGUUUAGACUUCAGCGAAUUGCUGUGAGUUGCUACGUGCGUUAAUCUCAGUCAAACUCUGUAUCCCACCCUGUAAGGUAAUAGCUGAGCAUUUGCACUGUCAGCCUCUGUAACUGUGUAAAGCCCCGGACUGGAGCGAGAGCGAUUAGUGUGAAAUGCUGGCCCCCGACGGCAGGUGUUACCGCCAGCCCACAAGGAAGGCCCAGCCAUACCAGACGGACUAGAGCGGAACAUUAAUGUGGACAAAAGACUUGGUUGUUUACGCUCCCUCAUCCUAUUAAGAUGAGUCUCGCCCAUGAAUUCCUCCCAUGUCCCAUCAGCUGAGUUUCAACUCCGAGCAGAAGAGGAGAAGGGAAUAAAAACCCCUCACAAGGAGGAACCGGAUCUUUAUGUUUCUUUGCAUAGGACAAGACUCGCUAGGCAUAAGCAAAAGAUCCCCAGCUGCUCAGCCCGGGUUAGCCCUGCAGGACACACAGAGCUUGCAUAGCAUAGAAGCGUCUGUGACUUUUUCAAACUGAAGAUUGGAACUCAUUUGCGUGCAUCUGUUUACCUGCUUUAACUGUAUAAAUAACUCGGAUUUCUUUUUCUAUAGAAUAAAUCUUUAGAUAGGUUAGUAUA